Messenger RNA from Somion occarium, 1460 nucleotides. NCBI's taxonomy places the organism in Eukaryota, Fungi, Basidiomycota, Agaricomycetes, Polyporales, Cerrenaceae. The record is from the annotation of a GenBank genome assembly.
GCCUAUUUCUUGUUUGCCGCGUUACAUGAGUACGUCGCCGAGAAGAGACCGAUUCGUUCGCGUUCUUCCGACACCUACGUGUACCAACGCGUGAAUCCCUUGUAUGUCUUGGAUACUUAACCCAGACGGUGAUCGUACUAAGGCUGGGGCUACGGAUACAACUGCCGUAGACACUAACCCCAAGGUUCCUGAUCCUGUAGACAAGAACAGACUCGUAUCUACUAAGCCGGCGAAUCGCCCAUUCCUCGCGCACAAGGAGUAUCGCCGAAAGAUGGAAAAGGAACACGAGGCAUGGGUACAGCGCAGGAAGGAACGCGAGGACAAGGUCGCUAAAGGAGAGAAAGUUGGACCUGAAGAACCCGAUCCUACAGACGAACCUGAAGUAGGCUGCCUGGGUCUACUGAAAUUCCUGAUCAUGGCUGCCGUGGUCAUUAUCCUGGCUGGUAAAUUCUUCACUGGGAGCUUCCUGUGGGAGAUGGACUUGCCUGACCUUCGGCAAUUCAUUCCGACGAACCAGAGGCUGUUCUCAGAGAGCAUGCUCGCGACCUUUGACGGUAGUGACCUUGAUAAGCCCGUCUUUCUUGCUAUUGAUGGAGAUGUUUAUGAUGUGACUGCCGGCCGCGCGACAUAUGGCCCAGGAGGUUCAUAUCAUUUCAUGGCUGGACGAGAUGCUGCGCGAGCCUACGCCACAGGUUGUUUCCAGACUCAUCUCACUCAUGAUAUUCGAGGCUUGAGUGAGAGGGAGAUGCAGGGUUUGGAACAUUGGAAAAAGUUCUACACCGAGUCAAAGAAAUACCACAAGGUUGGCCGUGUCUCACAUCCUCCCAUCGAUCCUCUCAGUCCUAUCCCUGAACAUUGCGAUCCGAAGAAAGCGGAGAAGGCUCAGGAGCGAGAAAGAGCCAAGGCGCAUGAGGCGGACUCGAAGCACAGCGAACUAUGAGAUCGAGGAUAUUUAGAUAAUUUAUAGUAUGAAUUACAAGUCUACAGGAUGAUGGUAUAACAACAUCAAGUCCGGAGAUAAAGACCGUUGUGUCCAAAACAGGGCUUGAACCUGCAGGAGCUCAACACACUGGAGAAUCUAUGAGUGAAAGUCGAGGCGCAGGCGUGAAGGAAAUGAAACUAAUCUAGGCUAUCAUCGGGCAGGAUCAGCACAAGGCGAGAUGCAUAGAAGAGGUACGACUUACGUAGUAGCGUCACUCUAUGGCUUGUGGUGGUUAGAAAGAUAGUUCUUCACUAGUGGGAAAUCCGCCAUGGAGGCAUUCAUCAUGGCGGAGUACCUAGUGUCACAGUACUUCGCGACGACGAUAUUGCCUCGCCAGGCAGAUGAGUCCUUGUAGGAACUCCUCUGAAUCUCGCGGAUGCACUUGUUGAUGGGGAAAGGCAUCCCAUCCCGAGACACAGUGGGGUAGAAGAUUAUGUAUGGAGUAGUAAACUUCUUAUUCAUGCCAUCAAGUGCUUCC